Molecule: messenger RNA, 5352 nt
Organism: Chaetomium globosum CBS 148.51
Lineage: Eukaryota; Fungi; Ascomycota; Sordariomycetes; Sordariales; Chaetomiaceae
Exons: 7
Coding region: 1-5352 (1783 amino acids)
Biological process (GO): proteasomal ubiquitin-independent protein catabolic process
Cellular component (GO): cytosol; nucleus
Molecular function (GO): peptidase activator activity; proteasome binding
Source: RefSeq, a predicted model, not a curated record
AUGGUUGAGAUAGCUGACCGCAACAACCGAUUUAUCUCCGCUCCUGUUGUCGCCAGACCUUUCGUCUAUCUCCACCGUCGACGGACUCAUGACUCGCACAGGGACGAUGCCCUUCGUGGCAUUCUCAAGAACCUCUUCAUCUCCAUCAGUGCCGAGGACUUCUCGCCGGGUGCCCUCCACUGGACCCGCGAACUCCAGGGGUGGCUGAACCUCAAGUUCGAGAUGACGCGGGAGUUGCGCUCUCGGCUUGCUCGCCUAUACUACCACCUCGCCCUAGCACCGGGGCUCGAUAAUAAUACGGCCGAUCGCUUCUCCCGCAUGAAAGAACUCAAGGCCCUGGUUUUGCCAUCGGAGACGGCUUCCCACCAGGGGUCGCGGAGGCGGUCGUCGAAGCAUAUUCUGAAGCUCUGCCUACACGCAAGCGCCUACUUUGACCCCAAGGAGCGCCGCGCGAUUUUGGAGGAGCUCCUCCCCUAUUUCAGCACAUCGGCCAUAUCAAAUGCCUACAUCUCGCAACCAUCCGAUUUUGUUCCGACCUUCUUCCACCUAUGGUCGCUCAUGACGAGGUCAAAAGGUUUCGAUAUCUGUUUCAUCGACAUCUUUUCGCGCAUGGCUCGCGACUACCUUGGCUGCACCCAUGUGCCUUUCACCGAGCACGGCAUCUUCUCUCGCGAGCAGUCAGACCUCAUCUUCACGGCCAUCCUGCGAUUGACCGAGAUCCCUGUAGGCCAGGCUACCUCUCCUUACACCACGCUCGAUUAUGCAUCGGGCCUGGGCGUUUACUUGGAGAAGGAUAAGAAGAAAUACCCGGUGCCGUACAUGGUCGCACGGUGGAUUGGCCAUUCCUUGUCUCCCCUCUGCCUCAAGCAAGAGAGUUCUAUCUUGGCAAACCUUGAGGGCCUGAUGGAGUCUAUUGACACCUUCUUCCAUCCAUCCAACCAAGGCUCAUGGACUGGGUUUUUAGCACAGCUUACAUUCUUUCUUACCGACAUUUUCGUUUCUCGCUGGAAUCGCGAACAAAGCGGCGAGCUCGACAUACCCUCCGAGCGCCGGAUUAAUGUCGAAUUGAAGAAGCGCUUCGUCAUUGCCUUGAGGGAGGUGACUUUCAUGGGGCUUUUUGCGAAGAGUUCCAAGGUGGUGAACUACUACUACUCUACCCUGCAAGGCCUCGCCUACCUUGAGCCGGACUUGAUCCUUCCUGGUGCCUUGCAGCGCUUCUACCCUAGCCUACAAGGGCUUGUCGAGGUCCAUCGGACGACAUCCAGUCUCUGCGGCCUCCAGAUGAUUGCCAACAUCAUGUCGAAGAAGAAGGGGUACCGCUGCCACAUCACCGCCCUGUUGGCGCUUGCCCUGCCCGGUAUUGAUGCGAACGACCUGGGGAAGACGCUCUACACGCUCUACUUCAUCCAGAGCGUAGCCUACAGCAUCCCAUUUGUGCCCUUGGCACACCAGGACGACAGGAUCCACGAUACGAGCCUUGCCAUGGAUUGGGUGCAGGCCGAGAUGGAGCGAAUGGAACGGGAAGGGCAGGAUGUCAAGAUAUGCUACGACGAGGAGCUGACAGACGAAGACGAAGCAAACGUCCUGCGCUCCUCGACUGCCGGCCUUGGCGAAUUCGUACUCGCCUUGUUGGGCAAGGUGUUUGCAUUGCUAGAAAAUCUGCCGGACCCGAGCCUUCUUCGCACCGGAUCCCCAGAGGAAAAUGUCAUCAACACCUUGCCGGCUGCGCUUACACCGCUUUUCGCAUCAUUAUCCCCGGAGCUUUUCGAUAUGGCGCUUGAGAAGCUCGCGGCCUUCGUUACCAGCCACGUGGUCCACCAGGCUCGGGAUGCGAUGGCAUGGAUUUGCAAUGCUUUGUGCAAAGUCAACCCGGAGAAAACCUUGAAGGUCUUCAUCCCGAUGUUGCUGGUCAAUAUUCGCAACGAAAUCGAUUACAAUGGCGCAGCGUCAGACCGCAGCAGCGGCACCGAGGUGCUUCCCCGGGACCGCGCGCUGGUCUGGCACGUCAGCAUGCUUAGUAUGUGCGUAGUCCACGUUGGCGCCGAGGUCUUGAAGUACAAGGACGACCUCUUCGGGAUUGCCGAAUACAUGCAAGAGAAGUGCCGCGGCCUGCCCACAAUCCACAUCUCCAACUACAUCCACCACCUGCUCCUCAACCUAACACACACCUACCCAAUCGACAACACCCUCUACGAGCCCGACCACAUCGCCCGUGGCUUGGAUGUUCAUGACUGGGGUCGCACAACCGCCCCUUCCGAGCUUACCAUCAAGUGGCAUCGUCCCUCGCAGGCUGAGAUCCUGUUUGCGGUUGAGCUCUUCGAGAGCCAGGCCAGGAGUGCUUGUGAGAGGCUGGGCCAGUUGAUGAGCGACGAUCCGCCCGUUAGCAGGAAGGGCAAGAACAAGGAGUGGUCUGAUGAGCUAUCACGGAGCCUGACUGCUCUUAGGCUGAUACUCUCAGGUAUCGCCACGCUCUUUGACCCGCUCCUGCGCCUCGGGCGAGAGGCACGGCCAGGGGCGCCAACGAAGGAGGAGAAGAGCGACGCGGAUGGUGACACUAUGAUGAUGGAGGAGGACGAUGACCCCCUCGCUGAGGUGGCUGACGAUGACGAGCUGAAGCGAAAGUUCCAUUACCCAGCCGGGUACUUACUGAGCCCGCAAGAUCCAGUCCAGGAGGACGAUGUUGCGUGCUUCACCGCACUGUACGCCGCGUAUAGGACGUGGAUUACCGAUGUCGGUAUCGAACGGUCUGCUCACCCGCUUGAGCGUCUUGUCCGCCUGUACAAGGCCGACAUUUCUCCCUUCAAAAUCAGCGGCCUCCGGAAAGUCUACCCCCGGCCGCUGCUGAUCAAGCGCGCGGACGCCUACCAACUUCAACGCGUCAAGUACAAUGCCGCGUACCGUAAAAAGAGUGAGCUCGACAAGCAGCUGCUGCUUGAUCUUGCCGAAUCAUGUACCUCCUCAUAUUCUGAUGUGCGUCGAGUGGCCCAAGGCGCCCAAGAUUCAUCCCUCAAAGUUCUGCUCGGAGGAAGGCCGCUUGUCAUACCUGUCGUUCUGGAUAGACUACGGACUGCACUGGAGGAGAACGACCAUGACCGCAUUAAAGGAGCCAUGUACACCCUUCUGUUCACCACCCUAAUCAAGACCGUCAUGAGAGACUGGCGCUUUGCUCCAGACCUCAUGCGCCUGUACAUCCAGACCGCCAGCGUCGAUAAGGCAUCCAUUCAGAACCUCGGGUCGUCCGCCCUUUAUCCGCUCCUCGAGUUUGGCAAGCCGCUCGAACGCAUGAUCAUUUUUGACCAAAAGGUCAUCGACACGAUCCGGCCUAGCGAAGAUUGUUCGGCCACUAUCAAGCGCCGCAACGACUUUAUUAAAGAUCGUCGCAAGAAAGUCGAGAUGAAGAAAGCCGCGUUGGGUUUGGAGCUAACCGAGAAAGCGCGCGAGUCCCACUGGAAGGUUGCAAACAGGUGCACUAUCUUUGCGCUGAACUGCACCUUUGCGAAAUUCCUUGACCAGUUCGGGAAUCUUGACGAGGUUAACUACUUCGUCGAUUGUAAUCACCCGGGCUGGCUCGUGUGGGGGAACGAAAUCACCGUGUCCCGAGCAAGUCCGAAGCCGUUCUUGGCCUACGACGAAGUCGAAACCCAGGUGCGUGAACGGAUCGGAAAGAUCAUCACCAAGGAGUGGUUCAAAACAUGCUUCGAGUACCUCAAGCAGGAGCCGAGAGAUUCUGGGGCAGACCGUUUCCGCAUGCAAAACGUCGUAUUGCUCAUGAACGUAUUUGACCUGAUGCACUACGGGAAAACGUCUGCCACAUUUAACGACAUUGUGGAGAUGACCAAGGACGUGUAUGGUGAUGGCAGCGAUAAGCACCAGCACCGAGCAACUGCUGAAAUCCUCGGUGCGCUGCUAACGGGCAGCGCUGACGACCCGAAGGACAUUCGGGACAAGGUAUGGGAGUUCGCGGCGCCAAUGAUGCUCAAGAUCAUUGCCGAUGACUUGACUCCCGACAAUCUGUCCUACUGGAUGACGUGCCUCCACGUCAUAAUCGACGGUAAAGAUCCGCGACGAUCUCAUGAGCUCACCGAAGCCUUAGCAUCGUUCCGACUGGACAUGAACUCGAACGCCGCGUUCAAGGAGUCGUCCAAGCUCCAGCUUAUCGAGUUUAUCAUUAACGAUGCUGGUUGGCACUUCCGCAAGGAGGAACCCAUUCUUGAAGACUGCCUCGCCCAUAUCGACCAUCCGUACAAGUCGGUAAGAGAGUCGAUCGGCAGAAUCAUCGCCACGAUCUACCGCACCCGCUACCACGAGUCCUUCAAGGACGUCUCGACGCUGCUAGAGAAGAACAAGGCCGAAUCCUCCAUAGGUCUCCGGGCUUACCAGCCGUCGCAAGAAUUUACAACCACCAUUACGGAUGUCUUCGCCCGCAUUGAGAAAUGGCGCCACGAGCGCGCCCCUGGUCAACAAACCCCUUCCAGCUACACCUCGGGUUCUAAGACGGUCCUCACAUGGCUCGACAGCAUGCUCUCCUCGCAAGAGUGCAUCCAAUUGGUCCCGUUCUUCCCAGACCCCUUCAUCGACCAGCUCCUCCACAUGAUGGACGUCAAAGAGGACCCAGAGCUGAUGAAACUCGCCUACCACGUCUACCGGCACCUACCCAACAUUCCGUUCCGGUCGGGCGAGGACGACGCCUUCAUCGCCGCGCUCAUCCGCGUCGGCAAAACUGCCGCGUCGUGGCACCAGCGCCUGCGCGCCCUCGUCAACAUGCAGGUCGUCUACUUCCGCCGCCUCUUCCUCACGCAGCCCGCCCAGCGCCAAAUGCUCUUCGACGCCGUCGGCGACAUGCUCGCGGACCCGCAACUCGAGGUCCGCGACUGCGCUAGUGCCACCCUCGCCGGCAUGAUCCGCUGCUCGCCCGCAUCCCUCCGCAACCCCAUCAUCUACCAACUCAAGGACCGCUUCGAGCUGCAGCUCCGCCUGAACCCCAUGCCCAAGCGGAAGGUCCCCGGCACGGACACGCCCGUGGACACGCAGAAGCAGAUCGUCCGCCGUCAUGCUGCCGUUCUGGGCCUGGGCGCCCUGAUCGAGGCCUUCCCCUACGCCACGCCGCCGCCCAAGUGGAUGCCGGAGGUCCUGGCGGGUUUGGCCACGCGCGCUGCUAAUGACCCGGGAGUUGUCGGCAAGGCUACGAAGGCGAUUUUGGCGGAGUUCAAGAAGACGAGGCAGGAUAGUUGGGGUGUGGAUCAGAAGGUAUCUAUUUCGCUUGAGGGAAGAAAGGGAAAGAAAAGCACAAAUGGUUUGGUGCUCAACAUGGGCCGCUGGUUGUGGGGGAACGCAUCGCCGGUGGCUACCUAG